This is a messenger RNA of Harmonia axyridis, 4784 nucleotides long. RefSeq names its product transportin-1. Gene Ontology annotation, cellular component: nucleus; cytoplasm. The coding region runs from base 147 to 2828 and encodes 893 amino acids. The transcript is spliced from 11 exons. Gene Ontology annotation, biological process: protein import into nucleus. Lineage: Eukaryota; Metazoa; Arthropoda; Insecta; Coleoptera; Coccinellidae. The record is from RefSeq and is a predicted model, not a curated record. Gene Ontology annotation, molecular function: nuclear import signal receptor activity; small GTPase binding.
AUCCCCACCCCCACCCCAAAUAUUCAUGUCGGCCUCUUCGAUAUAAUAGCUAAGAAAUUUUUAGUAUUUUAUGUGUUGAUACAAGUGUAUUUGUAAAUAUAUUAUUAUCGUUAUAUUAGUGAUUUUGAAAAUAUAGAGAUCUGAAAAUGGAGUGGUCGCCACAAGAAGAUGGUUUACGAGAAAUUUUGACUUUAUUGAAGGAAUCCCAAUCGCCGGACACAGCAACUCAACGGGCUGUUCAGCAAAAAUUGGAGGAAUUGAAUAAGUUUCCAGACUUCAACAACUAUCUGAUGUUUGUUUUAACUAAAUUGACUUCUGAAGAUGAACCAACUAGAUCCUUGAGUGGAUUAAUUUUAAAAAAUAAUGUCAAAACUCACUAUAACAGUUUGAUGCAAAAUGUGACAGAUUUCAUCAAAAGUGAGUGCCUUCAAGCAGUGGGAGAUCCCUCUCCGUUAAUCAGGGCCACUGUUGGAAUACUGAUAACAACUAUAGCUUGUAAAGGGGAUUUAUCUUCAUGGCCCCAACUUCUACCAACUCUUUGCAAUAUGCUUGAUUCUCAAGAUUAUAAUGUUUGUGAAGGCGCUUUUGGUGCUCUGCAAAAAAUCUGUGAGGAUUCUUCUGAAGCCCUUGAUUCUGACACAGUUAAUAGGCCUUUGGAUAUUUUGAUUCCCAAGUUUCUCCAAUUCUUCAGUCAUUCAAGUUCUAAAAUUCGAUCUUAUGCUAUUGGAUGCGUAAACCAAUUCAUAGUACAGAGAUCUCAAGCACUUAUGUAUCACAUUGAUCCAUUUUUGACGAAUUUAUUUAAUGUGGCUGCCGAUGAAGAGCCAGAAGUACGAAAAAAUGUUUGUCGUGCCUUAGUAAUGCUUCUUGAAGUUAGAAUGGAUAGGUUACUACCCCAAAUAGAAAGUAUUAUUGAAUAUAUGUUGGUGCGGACUCAAGAUUCCAAUGAGGGAGUUGCUCUAGAAGCCUGCGAAUUCUGGCUGUCCCUUGCAGAGCAACCAAUAUGUCGUAAUGUCUUAACAAAUCAUCUAAACCGGUUAAUACCUGUACUUGUUAGGGGAAUGAAGUAUUCUGAUAUUGAUAUAAUAUUAUUGAAGGGCGAUGUGGAGGAAGACGAAUCAGUUCCUGAUAAAGAAGAGGACAUACGACCGCGUUUCCAUAAAUCUAAAACACAUACUGUCAAAAUGGGUAGUGUGCCUGAAAAUGGUACAAAUGAUGAAGAUGAUGAUGACGAUUUUGACGAUGGUGAUGAUGACGGAUCAUUGUCUGAUUGGAAUCUUCGCAAAUGUAGUGCAGCUGCACUGGAUGUUUUGGCGAAUGUGUUUCGAGAUGAUCUUUUACCUAUUCUGAUACCAAUUCUGAAGGAGACAUUGUUCCAUCAAGAAUGGCAGAUCAAAGAAUCGGGUAUACUCGCUCUAGGUGCUAUAGCAGAGGGCUGCAUGACAGGCAUGGUAGGACUUCUUCCUGAACUUAUUCCUUAUCUUAUCAAUUGCCUCAGUGAUAAGAAAGCCCUUGUCCGUGCUAUUACAUGCUGGACUUUGAGCAGAUAUUCUCAUUGGGUGGUAUCUCAACCGCAUGAUGCUUACCUGAAACCUCUUAUGACUGAGUUGCUGAAGAGAAUUUUGGAUAGUAAUAAAAGAGUGCAAGAAGCUGCAUGCUCAGCAUUUGCCACUUUGGAAGAAGAAGCUUGUACUGAGUUGGUGCCAUACUUAGGAUUCAUAUUGGAAACGUUGGUUUUUGCCUUCAGUAAAUACCAACAUAAAAAUUUACUCAUAUUGUAUGAUGCUAUAGGAACACUUGCUGAUUCUGUAGGUCCACAUUUAAACAAACCUGAUUAUAUUAACUUAUUGAUGCCACCUUUAAUACAUAAGUGGAAUGUUCUGAAAGAUGAAGACAAAGAUCUCUUUCCCCUCUUAGAGUGCUUGUCAAGUGUGGCUACUGCUCUUCAGUCAGGAUUCUUACCUUAUUGCGAACCUGUCUACUGUCGUUGCGUGUCCUUAGUUCACCAUACCCUCCUUCUUCAUGUGGCUAACCAACAAAAUCCAGAGCAAUAUGAUGCUCCUGACAAGGAUUUUAUGAUAGUAGCUUUAGACCUGUUAUCUGGCUUAGCAGAAGGGUUGAACGGACAUAUAGAAAAAUUGGUGGGUAGCAGUAAUAUCAUGGAUUUACUGCAUUUAUGUAUGCAAGAUCCAAUGCCUGAAGUGCGGCAGUCCUCUUUUGCAUUACUUGGGGACUUGACCAAAGCAUGUUUCCAACAUGUCAGGCCUAAAAUUUCAGAUUUCCUUCCUAUCUUAGGACAGAAUCUGAAUCCAGACUACAUAUCUGUUUGCAAUAAUGCAACAUGGGCUAUCGGUGAAAUCAGCAUAAAACUAGGUCCCGACACUAGACCAUACAUACCUCUAGUUUUAAAUCAACUAAUUGAUAUAAUCAAUAAACCAAAUACACCAAAAACUCUUCUAGAAAACACAGCCAUAACAAUUGGUCGACUAGGUUAUGUCUGCCCCCACGAUGUCGCGCCCAUGUUACAACAGUUUGUAAGGCAGUGGUGCACUUCCCUAAGAAAUAUAAAAGAUAAUGAUGAGAAAGACAGUGCAUUCAGAGGUAUGUGUCAGAUGAUACAAGUUAAUCCUGGUGGUGUAGUGCAGCAGUUUAUCUUCUUUUGUGAUGCGGUUGCAUCGUGGAUAUCACCUAAGGAAGAUCUGAAGGAAGUGUUUAUGAAGAUUUUGCACAGUUUCAAGGCACAAGUAGGUGAAGAAAAUUGGAAGAGAUUCAGUGAUCAAUUUCCUCCAGCCUUAACAGAACGACUAACAGCUCUGUAUGGGGUUUGAAUUAGUCCUACGGAUCUUGGGGUAAUUCAACGGCCAUUGUUCUCGCGUCCAGGGUGGGUAAACCGUAGACGCUUAAAAAAAAAAGCGUACAGGGAAGGGUGGGUUCAACAGAUCAAUUCAAACAAAGGACCUAUACUCACUGAUAUGUUAUUCUAAAAAAAAUUACUAAUAAAUUUUUGACAACUUUAGCAUUGCAAUUUAUUUUCAAAGUUUUUUAUUGAAUUUUUAGAAAAAAGACUGAGUAUAGGUUUAAUUGAAGUUAAUAUUUUUGUCAAGCUAUAUUAUCCACACAUUUAAAGUGUUCAAUGCACAAAAUAAAUCUUUUGAUAAUAUUCUUCGAAAUUAAAUAAAGUCUAAUGAAAUUAUGUUAUUUCAAUUAGGAUAUAUAAUCGAUUUUAUUGGAAUGUUUCAAUUGAUAUUCAUAUUGUCAGGAGAUUCAUUUUGUUGUAGUGAACAUUUUUUUUUUUUAACAAUGUGAGUUUUUUGUUGCUAUGUAAUAUUCUGAUCUAGAUAAUUCAUUGAACAUUGGAAGGAACUUGUUUUUUAGUGAAAUUUCAGAUUGAGAAUACUACAAAGUUCCAUGUUUAAUUUUAUAUUUUAAGUGCAUGUAAUAUGGUUGGCUCUAGUUGAAAAAGUGAGUAUUUGGGCUUGGUAAUUUUUUUCCUCCUUUCGAAAGCCUAAGAGAUUAAACUGUGUGUUUCAAUAUUUUAUAAUUGCUAAUCAGUUUGGAAAUCAUAGCUCUGUUGAUAAUUUUCUAGUCAUAAUUUUUAGUUUAAUUCGGAUUUUUAUUAUUGAUUUCAUUUAAUGGUUUCUGAUUUCGAACAUGUUUGUAUUUUUAAAAUAAUUCUUUAUGAAAUGAAAAAUGUCUUGAUCUGUUUAUGCAUAUAUACAUAUAACACCUCUUUUAUGCAUUUAUGUUGGAUCAUGUUGAAAUUUCAUCAUUUAUAGGCAAAUUGAAUUUUUUUGGUGCAUAUUAGAAAUUGUAUAUGUCAAUAUUUGGUAACUAAUUUUCAAGUUCCUUCUCUUAGGCUGACAAAUAACCUUUCCUUAACGAGGACUUCUGAUAUUUCCUAGUCCCAAAAGUGAGAAUGAUUAAACAUUUAAUUGCAACAUGUGAUAAUAAUUUAGUGAUCAUAUAGAUUAAAAGUUAGUUUGUGAUACUUUUUAUCAUAUUUGUAGAAUAAAAGCAAGUAUUCCAAUAUUUUUGCCAAGGAGAUUAGUAAAUUCAUACUUGCUAUAAAAAAAAAGUAUCAUGGGACAAAAAUACUUAACAUUUGUUAUUUACUUUUAAUUCAUCCACUUAUAAGUUGCAAUAUUUUGAGAUAUUAGAAUUGUUGAUUUUAUGAGGAGAGUGAAUGGGUUAUCCUCAUUGAAGCAGAAGUCUUCUGUCCUCAACACUCCAAAUCCAUUCCUUUUGCGUAUUUACGCUUUCCUUAUAGGCCGCAAAGGCCAUUUGUACCUCAAAUUCCAGAAGUGGUUCUUGUUUUCAUCAAGAAUAUAUUGUGAAUAGUUAAGAUUUUUCACUUGUAUCAAGUUUAGUUUAAUCCUCUAUAACAAACCCAAAAACUUUCCAAAUGUUCUUCAGUUAUUUGUUUCUGGAUUAUGAAUUAAUCUUGUUUCGCACAUGCAUUUUUUUUAUUGGAAUUUUUAUUCUUAUUCAUUGACGCUCUAAUUAAUUUAAUAGACUAUAUCAACUUGAUUCAAAUUUAGAUAGCUAGUUUUAUCAAUUGGCAAUUAUAUUUUGCAGUAUAUCGACAACAAAAAAUUUUAUCUGGGGUAUUAAAUCAUUUUUCCGUAUAAGUAGUAGUUCCUACAUUAUGUACAAAAAUGUCUCGAUAUGGAAUAGUGAUAAAAUCCUAUUCAUAAAUUAAUUUUAUCCUUUUUUUUUAUCAUAUUCGAAACUGUUGUAACUUUUUCUUUCAUUUUCACAUUAAAGCUGCAUAUUUUUCCAUUGUA